Molecule: messenger RNA, 1041 nt
Organism: Salvia hispanica
Lineage: Eukaryota; Viridiplantae; Streptophyta; Magnoliopsida; Lamiales; Lamiaceae
Source: RefSeq, a predicted model, not a curated record
AUGGGUGCAAUACACACGUACAACCCUGCAAAGCACCCCAGCCUCUCCGAGUUCUGCCGCCGCGGCCGGAAAUCGCAGACCAUCGUCUGCAACAUCCAUCGCUGCCUCCUCCGAUCGCCCUCCUUCUUCCCCUACUUCAUGCUCGUCGCCUUCGAGGGCGGCGGCAUUCUCAGAGCUCUGCUACUCUUGCUGUUGUCCCCAUUGCUGCUGAUUCUCGACGAUGAGAUGGAGAUGAGGGUCAUGAUUUUCGUCACAUUUUUCGGGAUGAGGGUGAGGGACAUGGAGAGCGUUUCUAGAAUGGUCUUGCCGAAAUUCUACCUCGAAAACCUCAAUCUCCGCGCCUACGAGGCGUUGGAUUCCGCCGGAACUAAGGCGGUCUUCACCGUUGUGCCUAGAAUUAUGGUGGAGGCCUUUUUGAAAGACUAUCUCGAUGUUGAUUCGGUUGUCGGGACCGAACUCUGCACCGUUGGUGACUUCUUCACCGGUUUGGUAUCUCCCUCCGGUUUGCUUGUCAAGCAUAGGGCUGUCGAGGACUUGUUCGGUGACGAGAGGCCCGAUGUCGGCAUCGGAUCGUCUAGUGUGUGUGAUCAUUUAUUUGUCUCUCUCUGCAAGGAAGCAUAUGUUAUAACAGGAGACGACGACGUGGCAAAAAUGUCAAGAAGCCGUUAUCCGAAACCCCUAAUUUUCCACGACGGCCGGCUGGCGUUCCUGCCAACGCCAGCCGCGACGUUAUGGAUGUUCACAUGGCUCCCCGUAGGGAUCCCCAUUGCCAUCUUGCGUCUCUUCAUCGGCUCUGUUUUCCCCUGCCACCUCAUCAUCCCCCUAUGUGCCGCGACCGGCAUGGACCUCCGUGUCUCCGGGCCCACGCAGCCCGCCAACGGCAACAACAAGGGCAAGGGCAUCCUAUACGUCUGCAACCACCGCAUCGUCUACGACCCAGCCUUCCUUACCGGCGCCCUCCGCAAACCCCUCACUACCGUCACCUACGGCCUGAGCCGGACAUCGGAGAUCAUAUCGCCAAUGAAGAUCGUGCGUGACUGA